GGGGUGUGCUUAUGCACAGCGCCCUUCGCUGCGCUUGCGCGAUGCGGUCGGCAGCCCUGCAGCUCGCCACGAGUGGAUCCUCGAUCACAGGGAGCCGCCUGUUAGAGCAUAACAGCCGCACCCAACACGGGUAGACUUUAUGCCUUGCAUAGAUGGAUGUUGUGAGCACAGUAACGAGGUGCUCUGCGCAGACUUGGAGCCGCAGCCCUUCCAUCACGGCCGAACGAGCGCCGCCCAGAGUACAGCGAAAUCGCUGUGCUUUUCACAGCCACAUCGCUGUGUCCGGCACAGUGACGCGGCCGUGGUCGGCGCAGAGACGAGAGCACUCUUGAGCCGCAUCUGGAGCCACGCAGCCCUAUCACGGCAUCACGGCGAACGAGCGCCGCCCAGAGUACAGCGAAAUCGCUGUGCUUUUCACAGCCACAUCGCUGUG
Pelagomonas calceolata is the source of this 433-nucleotide messenger RNA. NCBI's taxonomy places the organism in Eukaryota, Pelagophyceae, Pelagomonadales, Pelagomonadaceae. The record is from the annotation of a GenBank genome assembly.